GCCAGAUCAGACUUCCAAAUUCCCUCUGCACGAGGCCGCUCGAGAGGGCAAGAUGGUCGAAUCUCUCUUAAACGCAAACCCGAAACUCGCAACCCUGAAAGACGAUGACGAGCGGCUUCCCAUCCACUGGGCCGUCGCAUACAACCACCGGGACAUCGUGGAGCAACUAGUCGCAACCAAGAACUUCGAUCCAGACGUGGAGGAUGGAUCCGGCUGGACACCACUCAUGAUCGCCACGAGUCUCAAAAACGCCGAAGGCGACCCCAUGCUCGAUCUGCUUCUCCGCAAAGGCGCAGACGCCACUGUCACCAGUAACUCAGGCCAGGUAAUUCCCUCCCACCUUGAAAAACCGUCCUUUUGUCUAUUUCAAUCUCUAUACAAAUCAAAGAGAUUACCCACGGCAGCUCCGAUCUAAUGAAACCCCCCAGAACUCCCUCCACUUCGCCGCCUCCAAAGGCAACCUCUCCACCAUCCGCACCCUCCUCUCCCACAAAUGCAGCGCCCGCGUCAAAGACA
Molecule: messenger RNA, 516 nt
Organism: Aspergillus campestris IBT 28561
Lineage: Eukaryota; Fungi; Ascomycota; Eurotiomycetes; Eurotiales; Aspergillaceae
Product: ankyrin repeat domain-containing protein
Exons: 4
Coding region: 53-415 (120 amino acids)
Cellular component (GO): cytoplasm; nucleus
Molecular function (GO): protein binding
Source: RefSeq, a predicted model, not a curated record